GGAACGAAUAAUUUCCACAAAACAUUCCCUUCACAAUGUAAUUGACCAAACUAUAUAUUCAUCACAAACCACAUGCCCCAUCUUUCUGAAUCACCCUUUUUUUGUAUUCUUUAAGGUCACAUGGCCUAGAACUCUUGUUCAAUCCACCGUGGGAAGAUCGAGCUAGCUAACAACAAGAAAAGAAGAAGUUUAAAACCUAAAGCAAAGUGAUUCCAAAUCCAAAUUUGGUUUAUCAUUCAUAAAAAAGGAUCACAUGGAAGGGGAAAGAGAUCAUGUUCCCAAUUUUGAGCUUCAAGUUUCAUUCACAAACACUCCUCAACCCAUAACCGAAAUGGGUUUUGUUGAUCAUUUUGAAGAAAACCAGGUUCUUAGCUUCUUGGCUCCCUCUGCACAAUCCCAAUCCUCUCAACCUCUAACUGGCGGCGGCAGCAACGACGCAUCCACCACCGCGGCAGCCUCAACUCUUGGCUUCAGCCAUGACGACCUUGUCAACAGAACUUCUUGGAAUAGUAACGAGCAGUUUCAGGUGAGAACUAUUGAUCCGAAGGCUGUCAGUGAUGAAAAUUGCACUGGAAAUACUAGUGAUGGGAACAACACAUGGUGGAGGAGUGGAGGGUCAGAGAAGAGCAAGGUGAAAGUGAGGAGGAAGCUGAGAGAGCCAAGGUUUUGUUUCCAAACAAGAAGUGAUGUGGAUGUGCUUGAUGAUGGUUACAAAUGGAGGAAAUAUGGUCAGAAAGUUGUCAAGAAUAGCCUUCAUCCAAGAAGUUAUUACCGUUGCACCCAUAGCAAUUGCAGGGUGAAAAAAAGAGUUGAACGUCUCUCAGAAGAUUGUCGUAUGGUGAUAACAACGUAUGAAGGUAGACACAAUCACUCUCCUUGCGACGAAUCAAAUUCAUCUGAACAUGAAUGUUUUACCUCUUUUUAAACAAUAUGACGUCGUUUCAAACAGGAAUAUGUACUAAUAUUAAAAUACUCGUGGGAGUGUGGUUGAUUUUUAGUUUUUUACUUGUUACUAAAUUAAAUUUCGAUAUCAUCUAUAUAUUGUUAAUAUUUAAAUGCAUGUAAAUUUCUGACUCAUAUGGCAGCGAGGUUGCGUUCCCCUCUCUUUCGUCGAUUAAGUGUUGGAUGGGGAAUGCAUCAGUCAGUUAUGUCCCUGAA
Lotus japonicus is the source of this 1158-nucleotide messenger RNA. Its product is annotated as probable WRKY transcription factor 12. Bases 254 to 925 code for a protein of 223 amino acids. Lineage: Eukaryota; Viridiplantae; Streptophyta; Magnoliopsida; Fabales; Fabaceae. Gene Ontology annotation, biological process: regulation of DNA-templated transcription. The transcript is spliced from 4 exons. Gene Ontology annotation, molecular function: DNA-binding transcription factor activity; sequence-specific DNA binding. The record is from RefSeq and is a predicted model, not a curated record.